Molecule: messenger RNA, 4761 nt
Organism: Apis laboriosa (Himalayan honeybee)
Lineage: Eukaryota; Metazoa; Arthropoda; Insecta; Hymenoptera; Apidae
Product: GATA zinc finger domain-containing protein 14-like
Exons: 2
Coding region: 105-4529 (1474 amino acids)
Source: RefSeq, a predicted model, not a curated record
CUCCAACUUGCAUGUAGUAUAUCAAUACAUACUGUCAUUGAGUGAGAUCAUCAAUUCUAAGCUCUGAAUUAAGUGAAUUUUGAUCUUUUACCAUACGAGAUCAAAUGAUUAACAUGGUAAUACAAAAUAUUGCCAUUUUAUUUUUAUUAAUAACACAUACAUUAUGUGCACCAAGUGGAUGCAUAGAAUCUUGUACUUCUUAUCUGACACAAUAUCAAACUUCUGGAAGUUUUCAAAAACAUGCUGAUUUAUCACAAACUGCUUCAUAUUUACAAAGUCUUGAUUAUUCAAAACCUGGAACAUGGUCUGAACAUAAAGACUAUAAUGUAGAUAAUGGACAUGGAAAAGUACAUGAAGAACGAGGCCAAUAUGUCGAAGGUCCUAAGACAGUAAGAUAUUAUAAGAAAAAUUAUUCUUCUUAUGAUACAUGGUAUCCUGUUGGUGAGAAAAUAUCAAAUUUUAAUCAAAAUAAUAACAAACAUAUAUCCAAUACAGAAGACAUAGUUAAUCAACAUACUUAUAAUCAAAUGAGUAAUUCAGAAUCAAUUAUACAGCAAAAUAAAUAUAAUACAAUAAAGAAUCAACCACAUGUUGAAUCAUCACAUAGAAAAACUAAUGUUCAAAAUGAAAGACUUGAAAAUCUUGGAGAAUAUAGUAAAAAUUCACAGAUUAAUCAACAAGAUAUAUCUAAUCUAAAUACACAAAUUUCACAAGAACCUUAUCAUAUUAAUAUGCAGUCUGGAAAUUGGAGUACAAUAGAUUCAUAUAAAACUGAUGGAGGACAUGGUCGUGUAUUUGAAGAAAAAGGUCAAUAUGUAUCAGGAGCUAAAAAAAUUCGUUAUUAUAAAAGAAAUUAUACUUCUAAUUACAGUUCAUCUGAUGGAAUGCCUAUUCCUGAUUUUACUAAAAAUGGAAUGCAAGAUGUACAAACAAAGAUAGAAAAAUUUCAUAAAGAAAUUGGAAAAGGAUUUGAUCAAAUUUCUACACAAACCACAGGAUCCACUAAUAUUGGACAAACACAUUUUAAUAUUCAUGACUUGCCUACUGAUAAUAUUUAUAAUAAAAAUAGUGAUAAUUAUAGAGAUCAAUAUAACUAUAGAAGUUCAAGAACACAUCAUAAUGAAGAACAACAAUCUUCAGACAUAACAAAUGAACAUUUACCUUACAGGAAUCCUUACCAAAAUACUUAUGGUGAAAAUAGUUACAGUAUGUAUGAAAAACAUGAAGGAUAUGUAAAGAAGCUUCAACCAAUUAAUCAACUUAUUAAUCCUACAUCAGGAUAUACUAGUACAGUCAAUAUUGGAAAUAAUAAUUACAAUAGAAAUAAAUUUAGUGGAUCAAUUUUACAACAUACAGAUAAUUUACAACAUACAGAUAAUUUACAACAUACAGAUAAUUUACAACAAACAGAUAUUUUAGAUGCACAUCAAUCAAGAUUUGUUCAGAAUCAAAUGUUAGUCGACAAUUUAAGAAAUAAUGCGCAGAGUCAAAGCAGCAUAAUUCAUUCAAAUAUACCAAAACAAGUAUCUCAUUAUAAAGAACACUGGAGUUCUGGUCAUACAAAACAAGCAUCUAUUCCUCUAUAUUCUACAGAUAUUUUACAUAACAACAAAGAACAUUUUCAAUACAAUAAUGAUCAAUAUAACAACAAAUAUAAUUUAAAUCAAGAUAUACGAUAUGAUAGUAAUUUAAAUCAAUUUAGAGAAAAUGAUUUCAAUAGUGAUAGAAACAUAAUGUCACAAAAAUUAAUGACUAGUGCAAGUGAUUUAAGUGAAAUAGGAGAUACUAUAGAUUGUGCAUAUAAUUCACAACAUUCACAUGGCAGUUCACAAUAUUUAAAAAAAUAUAAGCGCAAUGUAAUGCAUAACAAAGAAGAUGAAGUGCAACAAAUAGUAAAUAAACAUGUUAUAGAUGAUUUUAAUCAACAAACUGAUACACAAAAUGAUGAUUUUACACAACAGAACUCAAGAAAUAAUGAUUUAAACCAAGAAUUACAACAAUCUUAUCAACCAUGGAAAUCAAAUCAACAAUUAAAUGAUUUUACCCAGCAAACAACUGAAACUGAUGACAUCAUUCAACAAACUUCUGGAAAGUUUGAAUUUGGUCAAGAUUCACAACAAAUAUCUCAAUUAUGGAAACCAAAUAAUGCCAAUCAACAAUUUAAUGAUUUUAAUCAGCAAACAAAUGGAUCUGAGGAUUUUACUCAACAAACUUCUGGAAAGCUUGAAUUUGGUAAAGAUUCACAACAAUCUUAUCAAUCUUGGAAACAAAAUAGUGAUAAUAAUAAUAAUAAAGAAGAUUAUACUCAGCAAAUAGGUAAUUUUGGUGAUCUUAGUCAAUAUGUCUCUAAAAAUCUUGAUCAAAAAUUACAACAAUCUUAUCAAUCUUGGAAAACAAAUAAUGCUGAUCAACAAUUAACUCAUCUUACCCAGCAAAAAGAUGGAUCUGAGAAUCUUACUGAACAAAUAUCUGGAAAACUUGAAUUUGGUCAAGAUUCACAACAAAUAUCUCAAUUAUGGAAACCAAAUAAUGCCAAUCAACAAUUUAAUGAUUUUAAUCAGCAAACAAGUGGAUCUGAGGAUUUUACUCAACAAAUUUCUGGAAAGAUUGAAUUUGAUCAAGAUUCACAACAAUCUUAUCAAUCUUGGAAACCUAGUAAUGUUAAUCAACAAUUAAAUAAUUUUGAUUGGCAAAUAAGUGGAUCUGAUGAUCUUACACAACAAACUUUUGGAAAGAUUAAAUUUGAUAAAGAUUCGCAACAAUCUGGAAAAUCCAAUAAUGCUAAUCAACAAUUAAAUGAUUUUUUCCAACAAUCAAGUGAAAUUGAUGAUUUUACACAACAAACUUCUGGAAAGCUUGAAUUUGGUAAAGAUUCACAACAAUCCUAUCAAUCUUGGAAACAAAAUAGUGAUAAUAAUAAUAAUAAAGAAGAUUAUACUCAACAAAUAGGUAAUUUUGAUGAUCUUAGUCAAUAUGUCUCUAAAAAUCUUGAUCAAAAAUUACAACAAUCUUAUCAAUCUUGGAAAACAAAUAAUGCUGAUCAACAAUUAACUCAUCUUACGCAGCAAAAAGAUGGAUCUGAGAAUCUUACUGAACAAAUAUCUGGAAAACUUGAAUUUGGUCAAGAUUCACAACAAAUAUAUCAACCAUGGAAACAAAAUAAUGCCAAUAAAAAAUUUGAUGAUCUUAUUGAGCAAACAAGUGAAUCUGAGAAUCUUACUCAACAAAUCUCUGACAAAUUUGAAUUUGGUCAAGAUUUACAACAAACACAUCAACCAUGGGAAUCAAGUAAUGCAGAUCAACAGUUAGUUCAUCUUACUCAAAAAAAUGGAUCUGAAGAUCUUAUUCAACAAACUUCUGGGAAAUUUGAAUUUGAGCAAAUAUCACAACAAACUUAUCAACCAUGGAAACCAAAUAAUACUAAUUUGGAUUUUACAGAGCAGAUUGAUGAUUUUACUAAACAAAGUACUGAUAAACUUGAAUUUAAUCAAGAAUCAGAAAAAGAUUCAUCUCUGCAAAUAAGUAUUAUACCAGAAUAUUUGGGAAAUGAUUCACAUUUUCCAAAACCUGCAGAUAAACCCAAACCAAGAUCAAGAUAUUCAAGAUAUGGAUCACAUCAUAAUGUACAUAAUAUCAAUGAUGAAGAUAUUAUGAAUCACAAUAAUGGAAAUAUUGAUGCAUCACAUAUUUAUGAAUUACCUCCAAACAUGGAUGUAGAAGCUGAUGAUAAUAAAGGAAAUCAAAAUACAACAACAAAUCAAGAAGAAAAUGAAAAUAUAGAUUUGUCUAAAAAUUUAAAUCAACAUAGUGGAAGUAAUUUAUAUGAUAUUGAAGGAAGUAAUGUAGACCAAGUAAAUUGGUUACACAAAUCAAAUGAUGCAACUGUAGGUUUACAAUGGCAUUAUACAUAUCAUCCAAGUGACCAAAGACAAUUUGUACAACAAACAGAACAAAAAGAUAAAGAAAAUUUGCAACAAUCAAUGCAAUCACAAUUUUUUAAUUUAGAACAAAAUUUAAAUAAAGAACCACAAAAUAAAUACAUAAUGGAUAAUUCACAUCAACAAUCAGAUUGGCAAUCUCAAAAUUAUAUAUCUAAACAAAAAGAUAAAUCUUUAAGAAAUGAUUAUGUUCAAAAUGAAAAUAAAUUUAUAUCUAAUGAACAAAUAAAAGGAAAUUUACAGGCAGAUGCUGGAAUUUUUAAAGAACCUAAAUUACAGCCAAGAAUCUUAGAAGUUUAUGGAGGUGGGCAAUAUGAUCCAACACAUAGCGAUGAUAUAUAUUCAGAAGUGACAAUAAAUCCUAGUGCUACAUUAGCAUCUAUAAGCAAUACAGAUCCAUGGGAUAUUAGAGAAAAACCAGAAAUAUUAACAACAACUGAACUAAUGCCACCAUUAUUAUCUGUAGAACCAUUAGACACAAAUAUUACUACUGAAGCACCUCAUUCAUCAUCCAUUUGGUCAAGAAUUAGUCAUAAAAUAGCAACUACAAUAGACAAAGCUAAAGAAAAGGCUAGAAAUAUUUUUGGAUAAAUAUAAAUUUUUAAAAACAAAUUUUUAAAAUAGAUAUCUAUUUAUAAGUAAUAUAUUUUUCACAAUAUAGAUUUUAAAUAAAAUUUAUCAGAUCUUUAUCAAGAUCAUUGAGAUUGUUUAAUAUUUAAUAUGUGGUACUAAUUUAAUAUAUUUUAAUAUAUUUAGGAUUUUAAUGUAGUAUUAUAAAAUUCUAUUAUUAUAUAGUUAUUAUAUAUUUUAAUUGUUAUUUAAA